CGACACCGGUCUAGCCGGAAUUGGCCAUCGUGAAAGCGAUCCGAUCCCACCCGAUUGGCUCAUCGACCAUACCGACAGCGCGAAAAUCAGGACGAUACAGAUUCUACUCCAGUCGCUCUGCCCAACUCUAUUUGGUUGAAGGAAAGAUUCUUCUAUUCCCUCGUUUUGUGGUAACCAAACGGAAAAUUGCUUGGAUCAAUUUGGAAGUUCAGUCCUGCGUGAGAUGGAAAAUGAUAAUGACUUUACGUUUUGUCAGGUUAGCUUACCUGUUGACCAAGAAGGUCAUGAGACAAAGAAGCUCGUGUCGGAUAUUGGUGGUAUUACUAUAAAAGAUGAAUUCUCUGAUGGCAGUAAUAAUAGUCAGAAUGACAGUCUUUUGAGGAAUGAUAAAGUGCCAGAUGAUACCACCUCUAAGAAGCAGGGUACAGUUGGUUCCUUGUCUUUCAAUGUUACUGAUAUGUGCUCUCUGAAACAAUCAAUGGAAUUUUCAAGACCAGUUGCAUCAGGAGAUGCUGGAGGUUCCGUUAACGAAUUCCAGGAACAGACUGUCGCAAAGAAGCCAGCACCUCGAGCCAAGGUCCCUUUUGAGAAAGGAUAUAGCCAAAUGGACUGGCUUAAGCUUACUCGAACACAUCCUGACCUUGCAGGAUUAAAUGGACAAUCAAAUAAGAGACUUAUUUCUAUGAAUGAAGUUAGACAACAUCGGGAAGAAGGUUCCAUGUGGACUGUUUUGAAGGGUCGUGUGUACAAUAUAUCUCCAUACAUGAGGUUUCAUCCUGGAGGGUGGGGGAGGGUUGGUUUCUUAACAAGAGACUAUAUUUCAGUGCUUCAACUCAGUUGCUAGUUGUGUUUUUCUCUUCCUUUCCCCUGUUGAGAAUUGCAAGUUGCAUAUUCCCUUUCCUUCAACCUAAUGAGAAUUGUUAUGGUAUACAAUCCUUAAUACAUUUUCUUAAGAUAAAUACCAUGCUUGGGUGAAUGCUGAGUUUUUACUAGAGAAGUGCCUUGUGGGUACACUGGAAAAUAGUGGAUGAAGAGCAGAAAGAAUGGAGUAAUUUAGAAGUGGUGUUAAGCCUCGUUCAUCGUCAUGCUAGCUGAUUGGUGUUGAAACUCCUUUUCCAUUUAAUUGUAUCCUGAAAUUAAUGUCACAGUAAAAUGACACCCUGUUUUUAUGGUUGGGAUUACUUUAUUGUUCCAUCAUUUGGAAUUAAUAAUAAUUCACAUGUUUUGCUUCUA
Messenger RNA from Juglans regia (Persian walnut), 1233 nucleotides. RefSeq names its product cytochrome b5 domain-containing protein RLF-like. NCBI's taxonomy places the organism in Eukaryota, Viridiplantae, Streptophyta, Magnoliopsida, Fagales, Juglandaceae. The coding region runs from base 224 to 844 and encodes 206 amino acids. The transcript has 5 exons. The record is from RefSeq and is a predicted model, not a curated record. Gene Ontology annotation, molecular function: heme binding.